AUGGCAUUAAAAUUAUCAUGUUUAUCAAAAAAACGAAAACGUCUCAAUAAAAAUCAAAUAUUAUUUGAUGAUUUAACAAAUGAAAUUUAUUAUGAAAUAUUUGAUUAUUUAACAUAUAAUGAUAUAAUCAAAUCAUUUUCUAAUUUAAAUAAUCGUUUGAAACAAAUAAUUGGAAACUAUCCACAUAAUAUUAAUCUUGAAAUAGAUGAAAAUAUUCCAAAAUUUAUUCGUUCAUUAAAAAUAACAUUAAAUUCUCAAUUAGAUUUAUUUAAUUCAUUAAAAACGAAUCAGUUUUUAUCACUUCGUUCAAUAGCAAUAUCGAAUUUACGUUACAAUGAAAUAAAAUCAUGUAAUCAAUCAAAAUCACUUAAUAUUAAUAAAUAUCAAUGGAUAAAUAUAUUUCCAAAACAAUUAAAUUAUUUUUAUUUAAAAUCAAUUCCAAAUGCAUCAAUUCAUCUGGAUAAAAAAUUUUCAACUCAGCAUUUACAAAAUCCUUUAAAUGAAAAUAUAAAUUUGACAUCUGAUCAAAAUCAAGAACAUAUUUGUCAAAUGAUAAUUGAAGGAAUUUUAAUUAAAUAUUAUGUAUUAAACGAUUUUAAAUAA
This is a messenger RNA of Adineta steineri, 603 nucleotides long. NCBI's taxonomy places the organism in Eukaryota, Metazoa, Rotifera, Eurotatoria, Adinetida, Adinetidae. The record is from the annotation of a GenBank genome assembly.